AUGCGAGUAGUGUGUGAUCUUACUUAUGAGUAUUCAGGACACAAUGUGACAUGUGAUAAUUUUUUUACAUCUUACAACUUAGGACAACUUCUUCUGAAACGGAAAAUGACAAUGCUUGGCACCAUUAGAAAAAAUAAAAAGGAACUUCCUGAACAAAUGCCAAACAAAGAAGUACACAGCUCAUCAUUUUAUUUUACAACAGACACAACUGUUGUCAACUACAUUCCAAAAAAGAACAAGAAUGUUACUUUGCAUCACGACAAAGAAGUCUGCAACAGACCUGACAAAAAACCACAAAUUAUCUUAGAUUACAAUUCAACUAAAGGGGCUGUAGAUACUCUUGAUCAACUUUUAAGCACAUACAUUUGCAAAAGAAAAACAAAUCGCUGGCCUAUGAUAGUAUUUUAUAACAUGCUACUCUACUCUAACCCAGAGUUAAAUAAACCUCAUCCACAUUUGCCUCAAUCAAGACAUACAUGGAAUUAUCACAUAGAGCAAGUCAACGAUCCUUACAAUAUGGAAGAUGCAGAAGAUGAGUAUGAAUAUUAUCCAGACCCAGCUUCUCAUCGCACACAUCCAAAGAAGAAGCCCAUAAUGACACUUAAAAUCACUAAAGAACAAAAAAAAAACACUCAUAGAAAAUAG
This is a messenger RNA of Parasteatoda tepidariorum (common house spider), 645 nucleotides long. The record is from RefSeq and is a predicted model, not a curated record. NCBI's taxonomy places the organism in Eukaryota, Metazoa, Arthropoda, Arachnida, Araneae, Theridiidae.